CCCCCCUCAUGUAAUGACAUAAUUGUCCCAUUAGGUGGCACUAAAACGGUUCGCAUUGACUUAGCAUGAAACGGCAGAAGCAGAGCAAGAGUAGAGGAAGAAACACCAUAAUGUCGGAGUCCACGACCCCAGGAAAAAAGGGCAAUUUGACCGGAAGUGCCAGGAAAUUAAAGGACGAUGCCGCAGAUUGGCAUAAUCUCAUCCUGAAAUGGGAACGAUUAAAUGACGAGGGAUCCACGACUGCGACUAAAAUUGUUAAUCUGGGACUGAGCAAAAAAUCAGAGACUGAGACUGAUGUUGUGAUGGAAGGAGGAAGAUUGGCAGCUGGAGACUUUUCAGAGAACCUGAAACAGAGCAACCAAGAGCUGGAAGAAGAAUGUGUGAAGUUACAAGACGUUGUGGAUAAAAUGGCAAACAUACUGUCAAGGAUGGAGAAGAUGGUCCAUGCUGAGCAUGGCAUCUGUGAGUUAGAAGCAUUCCAGUAUGGAGAGAAAGAAAGAGCAGCACCACUGUUUCACACCUGGUCCACACAACAGUUUGUUGAAGUAUCUUCCAAGCUUUAUGAGUCAUACAAGCAGGAGCUGGCGCUGAAGAAGACUAUACUGCAAGAAUUGGCCCACACGUCUAAUGCUGAACUUUCUAUGGUCUACCUGUCAUCAUGGCUGUAUCAACCCUACACUGAGGACAGUGGACAACUGCUACUAGAGAGUUUGCUAUUGGAGACAGGUCACAGACCUUUGUGAUUCAAUCUGGAGUCUAUGCAUGAGGACUAUGUAAACAAAUUAAAAGCAUAUCAUGACAUGUACAUAGCUUUGAUGUAAUGUUUAACCUUCAAAUUUAUUUCUCGAAAAUAUGCUAUUUUAAUACUGCACUGCUGCCUUGUAAGCAAAUCUGUACCAUACAAAGUCUUAACUCCAUAAACUCACUCAAAAGUUUUAAUGUCAUAUACGAACAUGUCCCUUUGUAUUAAAAAUGCUGAGAUGUUUCAAAAACACAGUAAACCAGAUAUUAUAUAAAAAGUAAUAAAAUAGUG
Cyprinus carpio (common carp) is the source of this 1033-nucleotide messenger RNA. Its product is annotated as cyclin-dependent kinase 2-interacting protein-like. The transcript is spliced from 5 exons. The record is from RefSeq and is a predicted model, not a curated record. The coding region runs from base 66 to 743 and encodes 225 amino acids. Lineage: Eukaryota; Metazoa; Chordata; Actinopteri; Cypriniformes; Cyprinidae.